GGUAUCAACGCGUGGUCGCGGAAGCGGGAACUAUUCAUGCAAGCACACCCCAAAAAAUAGAGGAAACUUUCGGCAAGUUCCGGUGCACGAGGGUCGCCGUAUUCCGCCAAGGUAAUUUGUCAGCGGCAAGGAUAUUUCUCGUGUCGCCUUCAAUGGCUUUUGCCUAUUGCCAGAAUUUCGGCAAUUUUAGAGCAGUUCAAACUUUCGAUUGAGUCGGUUCGACCAUUUUCCUACCGUGCAAAUGUGGUGAACGUGUGUGGAAAGUGUUUGAUUGAUUACUUCCGGAAAAGUGCAUUACACUGCUUGUAAAUGAAGUAAUUCAAGUUCAGCGUUGUUUUGUCGGGGAGUCGGUUUCUACGCGAAGUGAUGAUUGAAAAGCUCGUUCAGAGGAAGAUGGCUCUAGACAGAUAAGAAAAGUUUCGUGAAAGUUGUGAAUAAGGGCGGGCAAAAAAAAGCUUGUAAAAUAAAGUUUUCAUUUCUCUAACGAAAAAGGCAUUUGUGAUUCGAAAUCAAGCAUAGGGAAUUCAGGUGUCUUUUAUUCACAUUCGAUACAAAUAGCGUCACAUUCUGCCAACGACAGGAAAAGAAAAAAACUAACCAGGAGUUUCAUGACAACCAACAAUAAAUUUUGCUCAGGAGACGAGCAAUCGAAACAGUGAGUGUAGCCGUUGCUCAUCCAAGCUGCCAUGAAAGGAAAGAGUGAUACAAACGAAAUGCAAAACUAAAAUCUUAUCAGGAUCCGUCACUCUAGACUGGUGAUUCAAAAGUUUCAAGCGAACUUUUUCAUAAAGUGGAGCAAUGACGUGUGCCAUGGUUCGUUUCCGAUGGAAAUGCUCAGCGGAAAAUUCCUGGUAAUUCCGGGUUGAGAAAAUGAGUGAGGAGCACGGUUGCUAAAAUGCUGCCAUGAAACAUCAAUUUAGUUAUCGUUGAAGACAGUACUUGCGGAGAUAGAUCAUGGGAGAUUUUGGCUCUGACAGUGAGGAUAGCGAUGGAGAAGGAGGACUUGGUAAUGUCAGUCGCGUUAUCAUUCGACCACCAGGUCACAGCGGCAAAGCCAAACGGGGUCACCUCUGUUUCGACGCAGCCUUCGAAACGGGCAACCUCGGCCGAGUGGACCUGGUGGGAGAGUUCGAGUACGACCUGUUCCUCCGACCCGACACGUGCAAUCCACGGUACCGCUUCUGGUUCAACUUCACCGUCGACAAUGUCAAACAGGACCAACGGGUGAUCUUCAACAUCGUGAACAUCAACAAGAACAGGAAUCUGUUCAAGGAUGGAAUGACGCCACUGGUCAAGUCCAGCAGUCGUCCCAAGUGGCAACGUAUUCCACGGUGUGAGGUGUUCUACUACAAGUCGGCGGUUCACCAGAAUCACUACGUGCUGAGUUUCGCGUUCGGGUUCGAUAAGGAGGAUGAGGUGUACCAGUUUGCGUUAACGUUUCCGUACUCGUACUCAAAGUUGCAGGCGUACCUGAACGCGUUGGAGUCGAAGUUCCCAGAGUCGUUCGAGCGGACCACGCUGGGGAUGACGGUUCAAAAUCGCAAAUUAGAGCUGAUCACAUUUGACGAUGUAAAGAAACCAGAUAAGGUCGAUCAGAAGAAUGUCAUCCACAUGGUUGUGGUCUUCGCGAGGAUACAUCCCGGUGAAUCGCCCGCAUCCUACGUGGUUCAGGGGCUGAUUGAAUACCUGGCAGCAGCUAAUCAGCCAAUAUCGAAGGCACUGCGAGAGAAUGUUGUGUUCAAAAUUAUACCGAUGCUCAAUCCAGACGGAGUCUUCCUAGGUAACAAUCGGUGCAACGUGAUCGGGCACGAUCUGAAUAGGUCGUGGAACAAGAUGUCCCAGUACACCCAUCCGACGCUGGCUGCGGCCAUGAAGAUGUUGAAGGAGUAUGAUAACUCAAGUUGCUACCAGGUUGACUUCGUGAUCGAUAUCCACGCCCACUCGAGUUUGACGGGGACCUUCAUCUAUGGGAGCACUUAUGACAAUGUAUAUCGAUACGAGCGGCAUUUAGUAUUUCCGAAGCUCUUCGCCUCUAAGUGUGAGGACUUCUGUCAGGAACAUAUGAUGUUCAAUGCGGACGAUCGUAAAUCGGGAACGGCCCGAAGGUUUUUUGUGGAAGCGCUUAGCGACAAUGUGAAUACCUAUACGCUGGAGGUGUCCAUGUGUGGAUAUUACCUCAAUGAUACCAAUGUGUUGACGCAGUAUACCGAAGAUGGUUAUAUGCGAAUAGGUCGCAACUUGGCGCGAACAUUUCUGGAGUACUAUCGCUUUUCCAAUAUCCUGCCAAUCCCCCCGGUGGACGAGCUACGGCCUCGCAAAGGUCGACCCCGGACGCAUCGCCCACGGGCCCGAUCCCGAACCCGGAGUGAGGUUCGUCUACGUCCCAAAACCGUUCGUACCUACGCUCCGAUUAGCUAUACGGAUCUUUCAAUCUGCUACGAUACCGACACUUCGAACGAAGGAUCACCCAUACGUUACAUGUACUCGAACUACGGGGGCUUUCGGAUGCGCGCUAUCGGACCUCCGGAUCAGUAUUCGCUGUCCAAUAUUCAGACGGCUCGGUUCAGCAAUUUGGACUUUAGCAGCGACUACCGGUUCAAGGUGACGCCCAAGCCGAAGACGGCUCCGGAGCACAAAAUGCCCCCAAUCGAGAUGUUGACCGUUCCGCCAAAGCCCUGCCUUACCAUUAUAGACUUUAAUCAGCUCACGCGCGGUGGCCUCGAGGAAGCCACCUCCGGACGGAAGUUUGACAGGGAAAAGGAGAAAGUUCGUCGCCACACGUUCAAGAGCAGUUCAAGAAAGGCGUAGUGUGUAGAUUAAGUUUGAUUUAGGAUAUCAUAUU
This is a messenger RNA of Aedes aegypti (yellow fever mosquito), 2842 nucleotides long. RefSeq names its product cytosolic carboxypeptidase 6. The transcript has 6 exons. Gene Ontology annotation, biological process: proteolysis. The coding region runs from base 955 to 2808 and encodes 617 amino acids. Lineage: Eukaryota; Metazoa; Arthropoda; Insecta; Diptera; Culicidae. The record is from RefSeq and is a predicted model, not a curated record. Gene Ontology annotation, molecular function: metallocarboxypeptidase activity; zinc ion binding.